AUGCUCGAUGACAUCCAAGAGACCUUCAAGAACCUAAGGAAGGUCAAUAUGAAACUCAACCCCGAGAAAUUUUCAUUUCGGUUUGAGGAAGGUAAAUUCCUUGGGCAUACUGUAGGAAAACAAAACAUUAAAGCCAAUCCAAACAAGGUAAAGGCUGUUCUUGCAACCAAACCACCGAGAAGCAAGAAGGAGGUUGAAAGCUUAAAAGGGAAGCUUACAGCCUUGAAGCGUUUUACCUCAAAUUUGGCUGAAAGGUCUUUACCCUUUUUCAAAACACUCAAGGUUGCUGAAGAAGCAAUAAGUGCGGUCCUCACCAUUGAACGAGACAAGGUUCAGACCACCAACAACGAAGCCGAAUAUGAGGCACUGAUAGCUGGCUUAAGACUGGCUAAAGAAAUGAAAGUCCAAAAGCUUGAAGUGUUCACAGACUCGUUGUUGGUAUCAAGCCAAGUGAUUGAUAGCUACAUUGCAAAGGAGCCCAACAUAAAAAGGUAUAAAGAAAAAUCAAAAGAAUUGAUGAACACCUUCCAAACAUGUACCAUCAAGCAAAUUCCCAGGUCUCAAAACAAGAAAGCGGAUGCCUUGAGUAAACUCGCAUCUCUCACUUUCGCCCACCUCACCAAGAAGGUAUUGGUAGAAGUGUUAAAGGCUCCGUCAAUCAAUGAGUUGGAAGUUCAAGAUGUAAUCACCGAAGAAGAUCCAAAUUGGAUGACUCCAAUCAAGAAAUUCCUUAAAGACGGUGAAUUGCCUAGUGAUCAAACAGAGGCUGAAAGGGUUAAGACCAAGGCAAGGCAGUAUGUACUACAAGGUGAAAUCCUCUACAAAAAGGGUUACCUUGCACCCUUGCUAAGAUGUGUUGGUCCCGAACAAAGUCAGUAUUUGGUCAAAGAUAUUCAUGAAGGUAUAUGCGGAGCUCAUUUUGGAGCUAGAUCGGUGGUUGCUAAACUUAUGAACCUUGGGUAUUUUUGGCCCUCAAUGCACCGAGACACCACUGAGCAACUAAUGAAGAGUGAUGCCUGCCAGAUUCAUGCACCUGUCCCAAAAAGUCCCAAACAUGAUCUUGUCCCAAUAACCUCAGCAUGGCCAUUUUGUAAAUGGGGGAUGGACAUUGUCGGUCCAUUUCCCCUAAGCAAAGGUGGAGUAAAAUUCUUGUUGGUGGCCAUAGAUUAUUUCACCAAGUGGCCUGAGGUUAAACCACUUGCAAAAAUCACGGGCAAACAAAUCAUUGACUUCGUUUGGGAAAACAUUAUUUGCCGUUAUGGAUUGCCGGGAGUACUUGUCACUGACAAUGGAAAGCAAUUUGCCAAGAAGCCUUUUAGCGUUUGGUUCAAAGAAUUCAUAAUCAAUCAGGUUUUCAGCUCAGUGGCAUACUCGCAAUCAAACGGUCAAGUUGAGAGGACGAAUCGAAGCAUAGUGGAAGAGGAAGCACGAGACCAAGCUGCAAUUCAAGAGGCCAAAUACAAGCAACGAAUGGAAGCCUACUACAACAAGAGAGUCAAGAACGAACGCUUCAAGCCAGGAGACCUGGUGCUUAGAAACAAUGAAGCCAGCAAAAAAGAGAACCAGGGAAAGCUUGGCCCAAAAUGGGAGGGCCCGUAUACCAUCCUUGAAGCACAUAAGGGUGGAUCUUACAAGCUAGCAGACUCAGAGGGUAAAAGGCUUCCAAGGCACUGGAAUGGAAAAACUUUGAAAAGGUUCCAUGUCUAA
This is a messenger RNA of Helianthus annuus (common sunflower), 1707 nucleotides long. RefSeq lists its product as uncharacterized. The record is from RefSeq and is a predicted model, not a curated record. Gene Ontology annotation, biological process: DNA integration. The transcript has 4 exons. Gene Ontology annotation, molecular function: RNA-DNA hybrid ribonuclease activity; nucleic acid binding. The coding region runs from base 1 to 1707 and encodes 568 amino acids. Lineage: Eukaryota; Viridiplantae; Streptophyta; Magnoliopsida; Asterales; Asteraceae.